GUCCCGCCCAUUCUGAUUCCGUCAUCACCCUCCUCAGCGACGGGGGUUGGUUGAGAGUCCGCGUGGCGGAGAGGGAACAACAGAGCUGACAGCAGCGCGCGACUCCAGUCACGUCAAGGGGAAGAUGGAGCAGCACACAGGCGCCGCGGAGUUCAACAUCUUGUUAGCUACUGACUCCUACAAGGUCACACAUUACAAACAGUAUCCACCCAACACCAGCAAGGUAUACUCUUACUUUGAGUGCCGCGAGAAGAAGACAGACCCUACCAAGCUCAGAAAAGUCAAAUACGACAAAACGGUCUUCUAUGGGCUUCAGUACAUUCUCCACAGAUAUUUAAAAGGACAGGUCGUCACACGAGAGAAGAUUCAGGAAGCAAAAGAGGUGUACCGGGAACACUUUCAGGAUGAUGUGUUCAAUGAAAAAGGAUGGAAUUACAUUUUGGAGAAAUACAACGGUCACCUGCCCAUCGAGAUCAAGGCUGUGCCGGAGGGAAGCGUUAUCCCGCGUGGGAAUGUGCUGUUCACCGUAGAAAGCACAGAUCCGGAGUGCUACUGGCUCACUAACUGGGUAGAGACUAUCCUGGUUCAGAGCUGGUAUCCCAUCACCGUCGCGACAAACUCACGAGAACAGAAGAAGAUUCUGGCCAAAUAUCUCAUGGAAACGUCAGGAAGCCUGGAAGGACUGGAAUAUAAACUGCAUGACUUUGGCUACAGAGGGGUUUCAUCUCAAGAGACGGCUGGUAUCGGCGCAUCUGCACACUUGGUAAACUUCAAAGGAACAGACACCGUGGCCGGAAUCUGUGUCAUCAAGAAGUACUACGGCACCAAAGACCCGGUUCCUGGUUUCUCAGUUCCAGCUGCAGAACACAGCACAAUCACUGCCUGGGGAAAGGACCAUGAGAAGGACGCUUUUGAACACAUCAUCAAGCAGUUCCCCUCUGUCCCCGUGUCAAUCGUCAGCGACAGCUACGACAUCUACAACGCCUGUGAGAAGAUCUGGGGGGAGGACCUGAGGGGUCUGAUCGAGAUGAGGAGCGCAGACGCCCCGCUGGUGGUCCGACCGGAUUCAGGAAACCCUCUAGACACAGUGCUAAAGGUCCUAGAAAUUUUAGGAAAGAAAUUUCCUCUGGUUGAGAACUCUAAAGGCUAUAAGGUGCUUCCGCCCUACAUCCGAGUCAUUCAGGGCGACGGUGUGGACAUCAAUACUUUACAGGAGAUUGUGGAGGGCAUGAAAGAGCACAGAUGGAGCAUCGAGAACAUCGCGUUUGGCUCAGGAGGAGCACUGCUGCAGAAACUGACCCGAGAUCUGCUCAACUGCUCUUUUAAGUGCAGUUAUGUGGUGACGAACGGACUGGGCGUCAACGUCUUCAAAGACCCUGUCGCAGACCCCAACAAAAGGUCAAAGAAGGGUCGGCUUUCUCUUCACAGGACGCCAAGUGGAGAUUUUGUUACUCUGGAAGAGGGGAAGGGUGAUCUGGAGGAAUAUGGAGAGGACUUGCUGCACACUGUGUUCAGAAACGGGAAGAUUGUAAAGACGUACACCUUCGAUGAGGUCAGAGACAAUGCCAAGCUGAAGGAGAGCGAAUUGGAGGAUCUGCUGCUCUGAGAGUGUCUCCCAUCAGCCCUCUCUCCACCCACACCCACCCGAGAGAACCUGCGUCCCGACAGACGUGAGGACACGCAGUUACCCCACGUUCAGUGUACAGAGCUGUUCUAUGUUUCUGUCUACUGACUCCGCUACGCUUCAGUGUCUCUUUCUAACGGCGGAUGAGAGCAGUUAUCAUGCUAUUUAAAUCAUUUAACUGUGUAUUUGACCAAGUGUGCUAUUGAUCACACGUCUUUGCAGGAAUGGAGACGUUUAUGUGUGCGUAUACCGCGAGAAGAUUUCGCUUUGCUUGACUGUAGGACUGAAAGGUAAUCGUUCCGUGUUUGUUGAAUGUGAAUGUUUGUGUGUAGGGUUUAUCACUUUAGCCAAGGAUUGAUCUAUUCCUUUAUGCAAAGGAGACGGCUGAACUAGAGGGAUACUUUCAUUCUCUUUCAUUGGCCUUGUGUUUAUUUGAUGUCAUUUCUGGUUUUAUUUGAAAGAUGAAACCUAAAAGAGCAUGUUUAGGUCGCAUUUCACCCUAAAAUCAAGAGGAAAAAAUAAGAAACUUCAUUUUGCAUUAAGAAAUUAGCAUUUUUGCUUUAUUUCCAUGACAUUUAAGCAUAUUUUACCACCAAUUCCCAUUACUAUAUACUGUGUCCAGAUUUUUUACCUUAAUUUUUUACUGUAAUUCUUAACAUUUUCAAUGGUGAUUCUCAGUAAUCAUUCUUUGAAAAUAUUAAAUGUUGUUACUGUUAUGCAGU
This is a messenger RNA of Sinocyclocheilus rhinocerous, 2346 nucleotides long. RefSeq names its product nicotinamide phosphoribosyltransferase. Lineage: Eukaryota; Metazoa; Chordata; Actinopteri; Cypriniformes; Cyprinidae. Bases 125 to 1606 code for a protein of 493 amino acids. Gene Ontology annotation, biological process: NAD+ biosynthetic process. The transcript has 11 exons. The record is from RefSeq and is a predicted model, not a curated record. Gene Ontology annotation, molecular function: nicotinamide phosphoribosyltransferase activity.